GAUACUCACGUGAAGUUUUGUCAAUGACAUGACAGCUGUGUGGAAAAUGCAGACUCAUUCAUCCGAAUAAACUUAAGUUGAGAAGACGUUCAUCAUGGCGUUCAAGAGCACCUUGUUUCUGAGCUUGAUAUUGUGUGUUGUGUCUUCAGAUGCGUUAAAUGACAGUCCGGUUAUUGGUGUUUUGUCUCAGAGCACUCCGUCCAAGAAGUACGGUGAUGCGUACAUUGCCGCCUCCUACGUUAAGUUUGUGGAGUCAGCCGGGGCAAGGGUGGUCCCCCUUCUCAUCGACCAGCCGGAUUCCUACUACGAAAAGAUGUUUGCUUCUCUCAAUGGAGUGUUGUUUCCAGGCGGUGGAAUGGACGACCCGAUUCAUUCACCAUAUGGAAAAGCAGGAAAGAUGUUCUAUGACCUAGCCAUCAAGAGUUAUGACGAAAGAGGAGACUACUUUCCUAUCUGGGGAACUUGCCUGGGUAUGGAGCUCUUAGUUCGGAUAACAGCUAACGAAGAUUUGCUGACAUCAACUGAUGCUUCAGAAGUAUCCUGGCCCCUCCAGCUAACAAAAGAUUUUAAAGACAGUCGGCUCUUCCAUGGAGCAGAGCAGUCUGUGGUGAGCAUCCUGUCAAAUGAAAAUGUGACGUACAACAGCCACAAUCUCGGACUGACACCUACCAAUUUUUCCAAGUCGUCAGCUCUUAAGUCGUUUUACCGAGUGCUGUCCACCAAUGUCGACAAGAAUGGGAAAGUCUUUAUCUCUACAAUAGAAGCAAUGUAUUACCCCAUUUACGGCGUCCAGUUUCAUCCGGAGAAGAACCCUUAUGAGUGGGAAUCCAAGAGUAUCAAUCAUUCAUACGAUGCUGUUAAAGCCACUCAGUUCUUUGCAGAUUUCUUCGUUUCAGAAGCUCGCAAGAGCUACCACUCCUUCAGCCCCGGGACUUUGGACAAGUACCUCAUCUACAACUACUGUCCUAUCUUCACCGAUUCGUACUUUGAACAGGGCUACUUCUUUAAUGUGUCAAGUACCUUAAGAGAAAAAUUAACCUAUUAGUGCCUGUACAACCCCAAACCACCCUGCCUGUCACUUUCUGUACCGCACAUUACACUAUCGUUUUCAGUGUUAGAGUCAAGUCCUCACAAGUCCAUCACAAGUCCUUGCAAGUCCUUGCAAGUCCUCACAAGUCCUCACCAUUCUUCACAAGUCCGCACAAGUUUUUGCAAGUCCUCUCAA
Molecule: messenger RNA, 1225 nt
Organism: Patiria miniata (bat star)
Lineage: Eukaryota; Metazoa; Echinodermata; Asteroidea; Valvatida; Asterinidae
Product: gamma-glutamyl hydrolase-like
Exons: 8
Coding region: 95-1045 (316 amino acids)
Biological process (GO): tetrahydrofolylpolyglutamate metabolic process
Cellular component (GO): vacuole
Molecular function (GO): gamma-glutamyl-peptidase activity
Source: RefSeq, a predicted model, not a curated record